GUUACAGAUGAGCUGCUGUGGAGUAGACAGUUACAGGGAUUUGUCUUUGGCAACUAAUUGGGGAAAAACAUACAAGGAUAAAAGUAUCCCUUUGACUGGUAAAAUCAUUGGCCUACAUACACCGCUGGUGUGCUGUAAGAAGACCGAGAGGGACAAACUAGGGAGCGGUGCUGCCGCGUCUACAGUAGGAGUAUGUGCUACAAACCCUGCUACAACAACAAGUAACUUCGAAAACGGUUGUUACGACGCCGUGUGGGACGAGAUAGACAAAUCUAAAACAGCAGUGAUCUUAAUUCUGUCGGCCAUCAUCGCCUUUCAGGCUGUGAUGAUAUUUUUCUCGCUGUGGCUUGCGCGUGCUAUCAGGAAAGAAAACCAGGUUGGACCAGUCGGAUAGCGUGGUUGGUGGACCAAUCACUAUCAACCAAGCGGAUAACCAGUAUAGUGGACCAAUCAGACACUAGAGAUGAAAUAUCAAUCAUCUUGCAUAAAUCAUUGACUUUUAUAUAGAUGUGAAUAAUAUAUAAUUUAAGAAUAGAAAAGGAUAAAUAGAGUUUGAAAUGUGAUAACCGUUAUUGAUUUAUAACGCAUACUUUACCUAUAUUUCUAAAUGAACCCUCAAAUGCUUGUGUUUUUAAGAUGUGCAAAUUGUGUGUUUAAGAUAUACAGAUUGUGUUUUUAAGAUUUACAAAGUAUAAGAUAUAGUGUUUGCUGACAUACCGAGUUACAUAUACGAUCUAUAUAACAUUAAUCUAAAGUCACCCUGCCGUAAUCGGGAACCUAAUUGUCCACAUCAAGCGACAGCCUUUCCUUGUCACAGUGAGAUCGAAGAAUGUUAUUCAUUCAUAAUAUUAAUUUACUACACGUGUACGUCACAGCGGUCAGACCCUCUUGCUUAUAUCGAUCUUUCACCAGUUGAGCUGAUUUGAUAAUUGUUUCCAUUUGUAUGGUCUUGUUUUAUAUAGUUAUGUGAGUUUCUAACCAUUAUAUAAUUGUGUAUAUAUCGUUUGAUCUGUUGAAAGCAAAUAUUUUUUCUCGAACUACAUUUAAAUUUAAAAAGACAUCCAGAGUCAUUGUUGAAAACGGACAGACAGGGGAGGGGAGAUAAACAGGUAUAAAAUUAUCCACAAUUCGCUGUCUUGAGAUAAUCACGCUUUUGAUGACCGGUAACUACAAAUGUAGUACGAUUUCAUAGAUUUUUUUGUCUGUAAGUAGCAGUCUGUCUAUAAAAACCGUCUGUGUAUGAUAAACACAAAACGAAUACUGGCACAUUUUCUCUACUAUUAGAACUGUUAGUUCUGCAGCUAGCUUUCGAACAAUAUUGCUGGUAAUAGACAACUAUUUAACCGGAGAUAAAUUAGCAUUAACUUGUCAUGUUAACAGGCCAACUUCCAUCGCGAGUUAGCUCCCUUUAAGCAAUUUAUCUCGCUUCAUCACCAUGACAAGACAUUGAAUUAUAACUAAUACUGACACAACGCUUACUAUCUAACAAAACACAAGUCAUUUGUAUUUGAAAACUUUAGCAAACAGACAUGGUUAGAAUGCUUUCACACAUUUUGCCAUACAUUUUAAUACAACUGUACAUAUAACACAAACGGAACACGACUACAAUCAUGUUCACAGUAUUCCGUCUUUGCGUAUUGCAGAGUUAUCUUCUCUUGUUACUGAAAUUACAAAAAAGCAAACUAAUUUUUCUGUUUACUGUUUUAUUCUAUAGUUUGUUAUAUAUGAAUUGAUACCCUAUGUAUUAAAGUAUUAGCUGAUCCGUCCAGAUAAUUUUCCAUGUAACAGCUUAUUUAGAUCGAUGACCAUUCGUAUGAUUAUAUAUUGCCGUCCAUUUUUGUUUAAUUGUAUAUUGCCCAUUGUUUUGCUUAUUACGUUUUACCGUUCGUUCUGGCUUAUUUAUGUACAACCGUCCAUUCCUCUUUAAACAUAUUCUACCGUCCAUUCCUCUUUACUUGUGUACUACCGUACAUUUCUUUUUAAUUAUGUACUACCGUCCAUUCCUCUUUAAUUAUGGACAACCGUCCAUUCCUCUUUAAUUGUGUACUACCGCCUAUUUCUUUUUAGUUAUUUACUUCCGUCCAUUCCUCUUUAAUUGUGCACAACCGUCCAUUUCUCUAUAAUUGUGUACUACCGUCCAUUCCUUUUUUAAUUAUAUUCUACCGUCCAUUCCUCUUUAAUUAUGUACUACCGUCCAUUCCUCUUUAAUUAUAUUCUACCGUCCAUUACUCUUUAAUUAUAUUCUACCGUCCAUUCCUCUUUAAUUAUGUAUGUAUUUCGGUCCAUUCAUAAAAAGUAUUACUAAUGUAAUAAUGUUCAUUCCGCUUUUGAUUAAUUACCGAACUUUUUGUAUCCGUAACGAAGAUAAGUUGUAGAUAAUGUGAGAGUUUUUUUAAAAAAACAUCCUACUACUCUUGAUUGAUCACAUAAGCGAAGAUACGGUCUUUUAAUUCCAACAUUGUCAAUAAAUGUAUGUGCUGACAAUCGGUAACAUCUUUUUAUAUGACGUUUUCUUUGUAAUGUAAUACAGUAAACCUAUCAACGAUUCAAACUUGUGGGAAAACUUAUUCUGUAUUAGUCGAGUUCAUGAUUUAUCUCGGAACACCUCCGGAUCUUGUGUUUUCUUUGUAAUGUAAUACAGUAAACCUGUUAACGAUUCAAACUUAUUCUGUAUUAGUCGAGUUCACGAUUUAUCUCAGAACACCUCUGGAUCUUGUGUUUUCUUUGUAAUGUAAUACAGUAAACCUGCUAACGAUUCAAACUUAUUCUGUAUUAGUCGAGUUCAUGAUUUAUCUCGGAACACCUCUGGAUCUUGUGUUUUCUUUGUGAUAUGAUUUUGUGGGUGAUACUGAUGUGCCAAAAUCAUUAGUUAUAGCAGUAUGUAUAUAUUCAGGAGAAAUAAAAUCAAUAGAAAUAGA
This is a messenger RNA of Mizuhopecten yessoensis (Yesso scallop), 2918 nucleotides long. RefSeq lists its product as uncharacterized. The record is from RefSeq and is a predicted model, not a curated record. The transcript has 4 exons. NCBI's taxonomy places the organism in Eukaryota, Metazoa, Mollusca, Bivalvia, Pectinida, Pectinidae. Gene Ontology annotation, cellular component: membrane. Bases 8 to 394 code for a protein of 128 amino acids.